UUUAAAAAAAAGUGUGGAAAGAAAAAAUGGAUGUAUUUAAAAGCUCCGCGUGCAAAAAUAAAAGGGGAGAACAAUUGGCGAUAGGUAGGCUGAGGGGACGGAAACAAAAUCAGGGAAAUGUGUAUUCAAAUCAAAUUCCAAGGAUUUCUUUGAUCACAUGACUUAAACAGCUUAAACUCCUAUCCCCGCGAAAGAUUACAGUUUUCCUUUAGAUUAUCGAUGGCGUUAAAUUCUUCAACUCGAAUGCUAUAGAAAUCGACAAUUUUCGAGUGCCGAUCCCCCAUGGAGGAAGGUGAUAAAAGCAUUGGUUUUGGUGGGGAAACCUCUUCCAGGGUUUCGGCUGGUUCACCAUCUUGGUUGUUUGCUAGGAGGCAGCGAUUCACCAUUGAUCUCAGGCCUGGUGAGACCACGAUAGUUUCUUGGAAGAGGCUGGUCAAAGAUGCUCAAAACACGUCCCUUCCUUUGACUGCCCAAAAGACUGAGGAUUCUCUGGAUGAAUGUUUUCAAGAUGACAAGUCAACAAUUAAGCAAAAUGGAUUACUUGUAAACUCUGAGAAAUUGGAAUGCAUAAAUGAACCUGUAUUGUCAGUAGCUCAACAAUCAAGAAAACGGAGUAAAAAUAUGGCUGAAGCUCAAGGAGAGAAAGUUGAUGAUCACUUACCCAGUAAACAUAUGAAAGUUGAACAGGGGAGGCUAAAUUUUGCUGCAACAAAUGCUCUGCUUGAAGAACAAUCUUCUGCUCUCUUGCAGAACUCAGCUGUUAUUAAUGAACGUGAUCAGAAAUUGCAUAACCUGUUGAGUUCUCCUGUAAGAUCUUCUUUUAAGAAGCCUGCUACCAUUGGAACUAAGUGUGAGCAUUCUUCAUACACAGCAAUCUCAAACAAUGAUGCUUCUAUAUCUCCACUAAAUUCAAAGGAUGCUGAUAAGUAUAGGAGUGCAACCAUCCACUCUAGUGAUAUAGGAAAUAAUGCAAACUCUCUAGCAACCCAUCAGAAGUAUCUGGAAAAAAAUUCUUGUAAACAACUUGAGUCUCCAGUGAGAAAAUUGAUGACUGAUAACGAUAAAGAAGGAAUUUCCACCAAAAUAGAGCAGAGGGAGAAAAGGGCAACAUGUGGUGAACUGCCAGAUCUUAAUCUUCCUGUUUAUCCAGUGCAACCAGAGAAAAGUCCCUUUGUGCAGUCAAAGGAUGUUUCUAAUUUGAGGCCAAAAGGAACAAUGCUUGAAAGGGCCAUAAGAGAGUUGGAGAAAGUUGUUGCAGAAUCUGGUGUCUGCUCAAUAUUCAUGACAGUGAGACCGGCAACCACGGAAGUUCAGGAUGUAGAUGCUUCAUCUGCAGCUCUUAAAAGAAGGCUGCCUCGUGAAGUGAAGCUGAAGCUUGCUAAAGUUGCCAGAUUAGCACAGUCAAGCCAAGGGAAAAUAUCAGAGGAGUUAAUCAAUAGGCUUAUGAAUAUUCUUGGGCAUUCGGUGCAGUUGAGAACACUGAAGAGGAACUUAAGAGAGAUGGUUUUACUGGGACUCUCUGCGAAGCGGGAAAAAGCUGAUAGAUUUCAAAAGAUUAAAAUGGAGGUCACUGAAAUGAUCAAAUUGCAGGCAUCUAAACGAAGGGAUGUAGCAACUGAUGAUUUACAGGAAGUGCUUGGUUCUGAAGAACAACUAGUCCUUAAAGAACAAUACAUCAUAGAUAACGCCAUGGAAGAUAAAAUCUGUGAUCUUUAUGACUUAUAUGUCCAGGGGAUGGAUGAAGACAAAGGUCCACAAAUCCGAAAGUUAUAUGUUGAGCUUGCAGAACUGUGGCCAAAUGGAAUCAUGGACAACCAUGGGAUAAAAUGUGCAAUUCGUAGGGCAAAGGAACGCAGAAGGGCAUUGUGCAAAUAUGAUAAGGUUAGAGAGGACAGUAGAAAGAAGUCCGCACAGAAAAUGGAGGUUGGUGUUCAAGGGGAAGCUAGUUCAAUUUCUCAAUUACGGGCUGUGCAAGAGAGGCAGACUUCUGAGUCUAGUAGUCAUAUUUUGGCUUUGCCUUGUAGGAAGAUUUCCUGUAAAGAAACCCCGGAUCAGCACCUUGAUGCAUCUAAGGAAAUUUCCCGUAUGCCACUGAAAGGUUCUGGCCUGGAUAUUUCUGAAGAAGAGAGGAUUGAGAAAAUGGUGAUCCCAAUGCUGAAAGAGCAAAUGAAGAAGCAGCAGCAGCAGCGGCGGGAAUUGAAGAAGAGAGUGAAGAAAUUAUCCUUGAAACUGGAAAAGGAAUCUCGCAAAUCCCAUAGGCGGGCUAUUGGACAACCACAUGCAGCAAAUUAUGAAUUGGCUGCUCCCCCAGGCUGUGGAAAUCCUGUCUGAUAUCUAUUUUCUCAACUGGAAUUUCAAAACUAGGAGAUGUGAGGCGAUGUAAAGUGCAAAUUUGUUUGUUUAAUUUUAGGGAAUCAGCUGGAUUUUAGAAUUUAGAUGCUUCUUUUUGGUCAGUUGUGUUUCUGCUCUUGGCAUUACAGUCAUUUCAGAAUGGAGUUGGUAACUAUUGUUGCACUAGUUUAGAGUUUUGCUCUGAUAGGGAUAGCACUUGGAGAAAAAGUUGAGGGUUUUCGACAUCUUAAAGGAUUCUUGAAUUUGUCAUCAAUACUGGAUUUAUCAAUCUUCGAUAAUACCUUUUUUUUUUUUUUUCUUCUUCUUCUGGGGUUAGGUGAUUUAUGGCAGGUAAUGAUUUUUCUCAGAACAGACGUUGAAUCUCAGAUUAUUGUCAUCCGUGGAUGUCAGGAACCG
This is a messenger RNA of Durio zibethinus, 2748 nucleotides long. Lineage: Eukaryota; Viridiplantae; Streptophyta; Magnoliopsida; Malvales; Malvaceae. The record is from RefSeq and is a predicted model, not a curated record.